AUGAAAAAUGGGCCUGGUACGAAUCUCCGAUGUCAGGACGAAAGUUCACUUCGUUGUCAGUCAUCUGAAAGGCGCGGUAGUCGAAAUGAUCAUCUUAGUGCCAUAAUCCGAUACUGUAAGCAUUUUAUGCUGCAUUUAUUCCCGAAUUAUUUUCAUCUUAAAUCCUGCACUGUAUAUUCGCACUAUGAUAAAUUUUAUGUUAUUGUUUAG
Schistosoma bovis is the source of this 210-nucleotide messenger RNA. Lineage: Eukaryota; Metazoa; Platyhelminthes; Trematoda; Strigeidida; Schistosomatidae. The record is from the annotation of a GenBank genome assembly.